GUGAAACAGUGGGCAUGAAAAAGAAUGAACAGAGCCAGAUUCUAACAACAAACUGUGAAUUGAAGCUGGAAUGGGUGGACCCUUUUCUAGCUUGGGACCCUGAAGACUUUGCCAAUAUUACUUCAACCAACUUGGAUCCAAAGAAGAUUUGGCUUCCUGAUGUAAUUCUUUACAACAAUGCAAUGAUGGAUUAUAAUGCAGCAGUCACCAGCACCACAGCAAGUGUGCUGCACACUGGAAGAGUGAGGUUAUUGCAGGCAGCAAUCUUUGAAUCUGUGUGUGACACACUAAAUGUGAAAGAUUUUCCAUUUGACAUGCAAGUUUGCUCCAUGGUUUUUGCUCCUUGGACUAUGGACAUAUCUGUGGCCAGGUUAAGAGCCAUGAGUGCCACAGGAGUUUUGGACGUUUACACUCCAUUGGGAGAAUUCAAAAUGAUCAGUCUCAUAUCAUCUGAAAGAACUGCUUAUGAUCCUUGUUGCCCAGGAACCAUGUUUGACAAUGUGGAGUAUGUCAUCAGGAUUCAGAGGAGACCCACUUUCUUCAUAGUCAACUAUAUUUUUCCAAGUGUCCUCAUCAAUGCUAUUGGUGUUAUGGUGUUCCUGGUCCCUUGUGAAUCUGGAGAGAAGGUAACCCUUGGCAUCAGUGCCAUGUUGUCCAUGAUGGUGUUUCUCAUGAGCAUGACUACAACUUUGCCUCCUGCCACUGUUACACCAUUGCUGAGUGUAUAUUAUUGUGCUUGUGUGACAUUAGUCACAGUGGAAGUGGUCUUCUCCAUUGUCAUCUUGGAUGUGUAUCAUGGUGGAGAUCAUGCAGGGGUUCAUGCAUCAAAUACUCUGAUUGCAUCAGCCUACAUGAUGGCAAAGCUAAGCUUCACAAAAGUCAGAGAUCCAAGCGGAUACCUAACCCAGAAUGGAAACACUGUGAGCAAUGGAAACAUUUUCAGCCCAGAAAAUGGUUGUGGGGAUUCUAGUAACAACCAGGCAAGAAUUGCCAAUGAAACUAACCUUUUGAAGAAACUGCAUCUGACCCUGUACAAUAAUUAUGUGAGCUCUGUUAAACCAGUCAUUAAUCCCAUGGAUUCAGUCAAUGUUUCCAUCCAAUUGGUGCUUUUCAACCUCAUUGGACUGGAUGAAAGACAACAGAUUUUGACAAUGAACUCUGAACUACUCUUGGAGUGGUAUGAUCCAUUCUUAACAUGGAACACUUCAGAUUAUGGUGGGGUCACCCAGACAAAAAUAGAUCCUGACAAAGUUUGGACACCAGAUGUUAUAUUGUUCAAUAGUGCUUCAAGUGACUACAAAGCAGGUUUGGUGACCACUUAUUUGCUGGUGAACCACAAUGGCUGGACCAGACUUCUGAUAUCAGGAAUAAUGGUGUUUGUGGUACCCUGUGAGUCUGGAGAGAAGGUAACCUUGGGAAUAAGUGCAUUGCUGACAAUGAUUGUGUUCCUGAUGUCAAUGACAGCUGCUUUGCCACCAGCUCCUGACACACCAUUGCUCAGCUUGUACUAUGUUGUGUGCCUGUCACUGGUGACCCUUGAAGUGGUGGCAUCCAUUGUUGUGCUCACAAUACAUCACCAGGGCAAAUUUGGCCUCCAUCCUGGGGACGGUAUCAUUGCUGUGGCCCUGGUCAUGGCCAAGUUGAGCUUUACUUCUUUGGACAAAAAUCUGAAGCAUUUUGAGAACCGGAAGGCAGCCAUGACACUCAAGAUGAAGAAACUCAAGUGCUGGAACUUUGUAAGUUCUAAAGGAAGUGGAGGUUCUGGGGAAGUGGCUACUGAUUGGGAGACUGAACUUCAUCCCAUUAAGAAGUUGCAAAAGUUUUUGUAUUAUGAUUACAUUACUACUGUGAGGCCUGUGGAGCAUCCUUGGCAACCUGUGAAUGUGUCCAUACAAUAUGUCCUUUUUGCCAUCAUUGGUCUGGAUGAGAAGAGUCAGAUUUUGACAACAAAUGCAGAACUUGUCCUGGAAUGGACAGAUUAUUUUCUGAGAUGGGAUCCAGCAGAUUUUUCCAACAUCACAACAACUAGACUUGACCCAGAAAAGUUUUGGACACCUGACAUCAUCCUUCACAACAGUGGUUCAACAGAUUACAAAGCAGGGCUAGUCUCAACCUACCUCAUGGUAACCCACACUGGGAAUGUGAAGCACUUGCAAGCUGGAAUGUUCCAGUCUACCUGUGGUCUGAAUGUGUCUCAUUAUCCCUUUGAUGAGCAAGAAUGUCCACUGCAAUUUGCACCCUGGACCAUGGAUAAGAGCAUCAUGAUUUUCUAUGUUCCUUGUGGAUCUGGUGAGAAAAUAAGUCUUGGGAUCAGUGCCAUGUUGACUCUGGUUGUGUUCCUGAUGGCAAUGACAGAUGCUUUACCACCAGCAGAAGAGAUUCCUCUCCUCAGCACAUACUAUGUAUGCUCCUUGAUUCUCAUGACAUCAGAGGUAUUGUGCUCCAUCAUUGUCCUCAACAUAUACCACAGAGGAGAGUAUGGUUUGAGGGCAAGUGACACUAUAAUAGGAAUUGCUUUUGUCAUGGCAAAAGUCACAUUCACUUCUUUGAAAGACCCUGAAGGAUAUUUUGCUGACAGGAAGUCUGAAAUACUCAAGCAGUUUUACAUAUGCUGUGGCUGCAAGGUCAACUUGAAAAAUAAUCAACUUGGAGAGACUUUCAUAUCUCUGGCUGCCAAAGAAGCUGAAGAGGACUUUUGGAAGCCUAACACAGAUUUGUUGUCAAGGUACAAAUCACCAACAAAAGAACAACUCUUUGGGAAACGUUUUGGCAUCACCCCUCAGUCUAAUGAGAAGGAAAGUAGACCAACUGUUGCAGGGGAUCAAGUCAGGUUUGAUUUUGCCUUGAAUCAACUCCUCAAGAAAGCUGACAAGGGACUGAUGAUGAUGCAAAUCAGUCAACAACAGCACAAAGAAGAUGACUACAAGAACAUUCUGACCUUGGAGUACCUGGAAUUGGCCAGAGAUGAGAAGAGCCAGAUUCUGACCACAAAUGCAGAAUUGGUGCUGGAAUGGGAUGAUUAUUUUCUGCAAUGGGACCCUGCUAAUUUCUCAAACAUUAAUUCCACAAGACUGGACCCAUCCAAAUUUUGGACUCCCGACAUAAUUCUUUACAACAGUGCAUCCACAGAUUACAGGGCUGGACUUGUUUCCACUUACCUCAUGGUCACUUCCACUGGAAGAGUUAAAUAUUUAGUGGAAGGCAUUUUUCAGUCCAUUUGCAACCUGGAUGUUUCAUAUUUUCCUUUUGAUGAACAGAUUUGCACCCUGAAAUUCUCUCCUUGGACAAUGGACAAGACUGCUGUUAUGAUGAAAGCAGUUUUGCCUGAAAAUGGUCUCAAGAGAUAUGUUGCAGUUGGAAAAUUCAAAAUGAUCUCUUUGGUGCCCAAGAAGAGUACCACUGAAGAUCCAUGUUGCAUUGGAAUAAGUUUUGACGAUGUCACCUAUUACAUGACAUUUCAAAGAAGACCAAUGUACUACAUCAUCAACUACAUAUUUCCAAGCGUUCUCAUCAACGUGAUUGGUGUCAUGAUUUUCUAUGUCCCCUGUGGAUCUGGGGAGAAAAUCAGCCUGGGAAUCAGCGCUAUGUUGACCCUGGUUGUGUUUCUGAUGGCCAUGACUGAUGCAUUACCACCUGCUGACACCAUUCCUCUUCUCAGUACAUAUUAUGUGUGUUCACUGAUUCUGAUGACCUCAGAGGUCUUGUGUUCCAUUAUAGUCCUCAACAUCUACCACAGGGGAGAAUAUGGACUGAGAGCCACAGACACUAUUAUAGGCAUCGCAUUUGUGAUGGCAAAGGUUACAUUCACUACCAUGAAAGACCCUGAGGGAUUCUUUGCUGACAGAAAAGCUGAAAUUCUCAAAAGGCUCUACAUCUGUUGUGGAUGCAAGGCAGACACCAAGGAUCCUUUGGGAGAAACAUUCAUCUCCUUGGCAGCAAAGCAAGCUGAGCAGGAUUUUUGGAGACCCAAUGUGGACAUACUUUCCAGAUACAAGUCCCCCACAAAGGACCAGGUUUUUGCCAAAAGGUUUGGCAUAGCUGGUCACCCUGCCUACAAAGAGAGUAGACCCAGUGUGGCCAAUGAUCAAGCCAGAUUCGAAUUUGCUGUGUCUGAAACGUUGGCUUUUUGUGUGAUUGAAGUCUGUUUGGAACCU
This is a messenger RNA of Notodromas monacha, 4154 nucleotides long. NCBI's taxonomy places the organism in Eukaryota, Metazoa, Arthropoda, Ostracoda, Podocopida, Cyprididae. The record is from the annotation of a GenBank genome assembly.